AUGCAAACGCACCGACGCCAGCGUCUCAGUGAUGCUGGUUUCAAAGUUGAGCUUUGGAAACCGUUGUACUUGCGAAUCGUGGGCGUCGCGAUUUUCAUCUUCGGCUUUAGCCUGUCUGGACAAAAUCUCUUCCUCAGCAAAUAUUAUGUCCUGCCCCCAGAUGGACUAGCACUUGACAAUUCUGAUCUUUUACCGUAUGUGCAAGUCUCAAUAAUCGCUAUGAAUCGUCUCAGUCACACUUAUCCAUUUGUGUCAUUAGCGUUGAAUAUCGGGAUCUUUUCUAGAUUGAUUUACAUGAGAAUGAAAGGAAGAAAUGUUGGUACCGGGAAAUCGAUCGAGAUCAAUCUUUUGAUUAUUUGCUUAGCGGGUCUCUUUGUUCAAUUUGCGCUCAUGAUUUUUGUGGACUACUCGAGCUACUUCUUUCCCGAUCCAGUGCUCGGCUCACUGAUGUCAUUCACGAUGGAACUCCAAUUCGUUAUCUAUUGCCUUUAUGGAAUCCCGUCAGCCAUUCUCAAUUUCAUGUUGAUCAUCUGCAUUUGGAAGAGCAAAACAUUGCUGAAAAGUUCUUUUUAUCGAGUCUACUUGUUUGUGUUGCUUGUGUACAUGGUCACCUACAUCAACACAUAUCCAACAGUGAAAUUGCCCGAGCUAUCUGCACUUGGCAGUAUUUUAGCCGGAAUUGAGAGCUAUUUCCCGCCAUUUCGUGCCUGUUACAUGUUCCAACUUGGCGCCUUUCAUAUACAAAACUGUGCAUUGAUUCUCAUGCAUUUAAAUCGUUUAACGAGCGUCUGGAUGCCGAUCAUGCACAAUCAGUUAUGGAGAGCCCGGCACAUCAACAUUGCCGUUUUUCUCAUCAUCUUUAUCGGAAAUGCGAUCUGCUAUCAAAAUUUGAUCGUUUCCGUGCCAAUCUUUAUCACUUCCCCAAAUGGAUAUGCAAUAAGCAAUCCGGCCACGAAAUUGCAAACUAACUUUUCAUGGUUUACCAUCGUAAACAUGGCUCACGUGUAUCCAUUUUUAUCACUUGCCAUCAAUGCACUCAUUUUUGUGAAACUCAUUUGGUUGAGAGUGACGGGAACGAGGCUUGUCGUCGGUGCCACUGUCGAGUUGAACCUUUUCCUAAUUUGUGUUUGGAGUCUUCUCAUGCAAAUCGGUUUAAUGAUAUUUAUUGAUCAUGCCUAUGAUUUGUUCAAAGAUUACGCCACGAUCGGCUUUGCGCUCAACAUCGUUUCCGAUUUUUCGACUCUCAGUGAAGCUUAUGUUGGUCUUUUUCUCAAUUCAACAUUGAGGGGAAAAAUGCUUCGAAUGAUCAUCAAAUCGAGCAAUCUUGAUGCCCAAGGGAACCUCCUCUUCAAGGCUUCAUCAAGAAAAGAGAAAUCCACUCUAAAGUACAUUGACGAGUACAUUGACGAGUACAUUGACGAGUACAUCGAGUACAUCGAGUACAUUGACGAGUACAUCGAGUACAUUGACGAGUACAUUGACAAGUACAUUGACGAGUACAUUGACAAGUACAUCGAGUACAUCGAGUACAUUGACGAGUACAUCGAGUACAUUGACGAGUACAUUGAGUACAUCGAGUACAUUGACGAGUACAUCGAGUACAUUGACGAGUACAUUGACAAGUACAUUGACGAGUACAUUGACAAGUACAUCGAGCACGAGUACAUUGACGAGUACAUCGAGUACAUUGACGAGUACAUUGAGUACAUUGAGUACAUUGACGAGUACAUCGAGUACAUUGACGAGUACAUCGACGAG
Messenger RNA from Mesorhabditis belari, 1758 nucleotides. NCBI's taxonomy places the organism in Eukaryota, Metazoa, Nematoda, Chromadorea, Rhabditida, Rhabditidae. The record is from the annotation of a GenBank genome assembly.